UGGCUGGUUGGCUGGCUCGCUGGCUGGCAGGCAAGCAGGCAGGCAGGCAGGCAGGCUAGCAAACAGGGCAGGCAGGCCAAAGGCUUUCUUGUUCCGAGGACGGUGCUCUUGGUCGCGCCGUCUCUCUUUUCUUCCUCCAUUACGCUUACUCUUCCUCAUCCCCGACCCCUUGCCUCUUCUCGUCCUCGAUCAACUCAAUCGUGCUCUCGUUCUCUCCCUCCUCGGGUUUCUCUCUCGCGCGCGCGCGCGCGCGCUCAUGCCGCACGUACCGUUGAGAACCUCUCCCUUCCCCUGUCGUACUCUUUCUCUGCCUCUCUAUCCCCUCUCCUCUCCUUACCUCGAACGGAUCGGGCGAGUCCACUAGGCUUGCGAGGGGUGUUCGGCAGACCUCGUCUCUAGUCGGCCUCGAUCCGUAGAGUGCGUCAGACGCCGCGAGUCGAUCGCUCCGGUACACGGAUAUUCGCGAACCGUAGCAUACGUGGGUACGUCGUGGGGCCCGCGAAUGUCAUUGCGCGUUACCUGCGCAUAACCGCGACCCGCGGCAACUCGUAUUGCGGCCAGUUUACGCGUUCAGCCUAGGACGCACUCGACCAGCGUAUAUCCGUACGACGGCCAUGUUUGGUGUUUACGACGUGAGGGGGAGUCGCUGACGUCACGUACAAGCGAGUAGUCCGAUCUUACCCGAACGGCACGGCGAUUACGGACGACGGGUGGCAGCAGCGACAAGCAAACGACGACGACAACGACGACGAGGAGGAAAAACGAUACCGCACGUGAUACGCAACUAUAAACCAAUCGAGGAUUAUCCAGAACGUCAGGAUUAAAGACCGCUCCGUCAUCGUGUCGAGCCAUGGAGCUGGGUGACAGGGUUUACGCCGCGGAGCGGAUCACGAAAAAGAGGGAAAAGCGGGGCAAGAUCGAGUAUUUUGUCAAAUGGAAAGGAUGGAGCAAAAAAUAUAACACGUGGGAACCGGAAGAAAAUAUUUUGGACAUCAGAUUAAUCGAAUUGUAUGAGGAAAGCCAAAAAGGUGCAGAUGUAAUACCCACCAGAAGGCCAAGGCGAAGGGAUACUAGAUACAGCGAACAACUGUCUAAUCUUGUUGUCGAUGAGGAACCUGGCGGAGACGAAAGAAUAGGCGAAGACAGUCAGGAUGAAUCGACGACGGGCAGCACUUCAGCAUCUCGUUUAAAUCCAGUAGCUCCUGAUGAGGACACCCUCCCAAGUUCCUUAGAUAGCCAUGAGUCGCCAGAAUUAGCAUCAACGUUCAGCGUCGAUUCUGACAGUUCAGUCAGUAGUAUGGACAUACCUCUAUUGCCUAGAAAAGAACGUAUGAAAAGGAAGGCGGAAGUUCUUAGUCGAUCUGGCAAGAUUGGCGUAACAAUUACGAGUAGUCCUAGUAGUGGCAGUGGUAGUCCACCUCCGAGCAAAGUUCCUCGGUUAUUGCCUUUGAAAAACAACCCCACAAAUCCAUCUUAUAGUCACAAAGCCAACGGACAAAAUCAAAGAAGGCCAUCAUCCUCCAGCGUGAAAUCGACACCGGAAGAACCUCUGCCAGCAGUGCCGACGACACCGGCGCCAGCAGUACAGGACAAAAAGCGUCCCGAAGCUGAUGUACCUCAUGGUCCGCCACCCUCUCUCCCGCGUGCACCACCGGCACCGCUGUCUCCUCAGAUAGAUACACCUUUGGAGCAAGUCACAACAAAGAAGAAGCAAUUAUCGGAGCAAAAGCUGGAUAAAUCGAAUGGUGCAGUUGCUGCUGACAAAGCGAACGGUCACAAAUCACCCAGUCCCACAGACUCUUACACUAAUAACAACAGGUUACACACUGUCGUGAAUGGACACCAUAGCCCUAAUAAUAAUACUAAUAACAACAACAAUAAUAAUAAUAAUAAUAAUAAUAAUAAUAAUAACAAUAACAACAAUAAUAAUAGUUCAAGCGUCAAACAAACCGAGAUUUCAAGGUCAGAGAUUUAUGUUCCACUCACGAAUCCCGGCACGGAUUAUUGGCACGCGAGAAACCCCGUGGCGGAUCAAGUAUUUAUUACAGACGUUACUGUUAAUUUGAAAACCGUUACCAUCAGGGAAUGCAAGACUGAAAAAGGUUUCUUUCGAGAAAGAGAUCCCAAAGAAACUCUUUGAGCUUCAAGAAUCUAACAUUUUUGAUGGUCCUGUAACGGGAAUGUCCGUUCUGUAUUGAAUCACAAUAUGUAAAUAUAAAUUAUUUUCAUUCGUUGGAUGUUGUCAGGAUAUCAAGCAAAUUAAAUUUUGUCUUGUGAUAUAUGAAGACAUCAUGUUAAAUAUCGCAAUGAAAAUCGCGAAAGUAUCGCGUAAAGAUCUUGGAGCACCAAUUGGAAUUCCAAGAAUAUCAAACAGAUGCUGAAACAAAGAUCAAUCAGACUUCACUACAUGAGGAUUUUUUUUUAACUGAAAAUUGAUCGUUGUGUCCAGAUAGAUCAUUGUGAACGAUUUUAUGUAAAUUGAUUGUAAAGACUAGACAAUGCCGGUAUGAUAUUCAUUACCGAGUAUACAUCAUACUGCUAUCAUGAUAUAUUUUAAAAUGCUUGGUAGAUUUUAAUUACACGCUGAAGAUCUGGAAGGCAGAGGAUAAUAUAUCUUCUAGUUGAUUUUAUUAUUUGCUUGUCUUAGAACGCUAAGAGAAUGCUAUAAAGUAAAAAUCUUCAACUUUUGUUUUUACACUAUGGGAUAUAUAUUAUAUACACGAGAUACUUAGGAAAAAAAAUAUUUUUCUAAUUCAUUUUUAGAAUACUGAAACUGCUUCAUGGAAGCAAUUUGGGGGGAGAUGUUCCGAGUUAUUUUGAAGGGAAAAAAAUGGUUUUCAACACGUCACAAUGUUGUAUCUUAUUCAUCGGUGAAUAUUUUGCUACGUGCUGGAAAAUAGAGUAUCGCGAAAGAAAAAUGUGUAAAUUAUAUUUUGAAUGUAUGUAAGAAAGUGUAUGAUUCAAGAAUUUCAGGCGAUUACAAAAUGUCAUUCGAUUCGGAGGAAACACAAUUGCGCACAAUAUUUCAAUCAUUAUCAGUGGUGAUGCAUUUUCUUGGUUCGACUUGAACUAAUUCGCGAUAUCAAUUUAACGAUAGAUGCAUUUCGAUGCUAUCGAAUGUUUUAUUCGAUUUUGUGUAUAUUCUCUCUUGGUAUAUAAUUAUUUUUAUUUAGUGUAGAAAAUCCAACAUAUAUCGAUCGUGACAGUUCCGCGAAAUUAUUGCAUAUCUCUUAGUGAAUUCAUUUUAUUUGUAGAUUCCGAUUGUCAAAUAUCACCAAAUAAGAGGAUGUUCCUUUGAUGAUAAAGGCGCGUUGAAAUUAGUACAACAAUCCAAAUCUAAUUGUAUUCAACAUCUGAUUAUAUUUACACGCUACGUAUACUGUUACCUCGUUUUUAGUGAUGCUGUAUGAUGUAUUAGGCGCCUUUCAAUCAUAUAGAUUGCAUUAAUAAAUCUUCUCAUUAUUACAUUUAUCAUUAUUCCGUUUACAAUGCGCGCGUCAUCAAUUCUUUCCCACGGUAAACGCUCCUAUCAGUAAAGUUUAAGACUCACUCAGAUACAUAAAUAGAAAUAAAGAUAAAAUCAUAUAAUAGCUCAAUAAUAAUAAUAAUAAUAAUAAACAAACAUAAAUAACAAGAAGGGCCAAAUUACAAAAGAGAGAGCCAAAUUUUUAUAUAUUUCAAAUGAAUGAAUGACAACCAUGGAAUCAAGCAAUCAUUCGCAAAUUGUAAAUUUUUUCAAUUAUUUAUUUUUCUGAGAAUUUAUAGAUUUUUUUCUCAC
Messenger RNA from Acromyrmex echinatior (Panamanian leafcutter ant), 3778 nucleotides. RefSeq lists its product as uncharacterized. Gene Ontology annotation, biological process: negative regulation of transcription by RNA polymerase II. NCBI's taxonomy places the organism in Eukaryota, Metazoa, Arthropoda, Insecta, Hymenoptera, Formicidae. Gene Ontology annotation, molecular function: chromatin binding. The record is from RefSeq and is a predicted model, not a curated record. Gene Ontology annotation, cellular component: chromatin; PRC1 complex.